Cladophialophora bantiana CBS 173.52 is the source of this 1998-nucleotide messenger RNA. RefSeq lists its product as uncharacterized. Gene Ontology annotation, biological process: reciprocal meiotic recombination. Bases 1 to 1998 code for a protein of 665 amino acids. The record is from RefSeq and is a predicted model, not a curated record. NCBI's taxonomy places the organism in Eukaryota, Fungi, Ascomycota, Eurotiomycetes, Chaetothyriales, Herpotrichiellaceae. The transcript is spliced from 3 exons.
AUGCCUUCUCAAGGAUCUCAAAUACUGUCUCAAUUAUCUCCCUUGUGCCUUCCUUUGCUCAAAUUUUCUUAUGCUACGGUGUCUAAUGAAAGUAUCGCUCCUAUACCAUGGAUCCAUCUCUCCAGCAAGGAUGCUCUCUUUGCCAUCUUUGAAACCAGCCCUAUUCAACUCGAAGACGGUCGGGCUGAGGAGAGGCAAAAGUUCAAAGUCUUACAAGAUCCUGAAGUCAUGGAAGAAUUGGACCUCAAUGCGCUGUCGGUCGAGGCCCAUCGUGCCCUAAUUCAAGCACCGGCCGCUACAGCUGUCAAUGUCCCUCACGUCGCCAUCAUUGUCAAAGUGCCUAUGAUCGCCAUCAAAUAUCCCAUGGCCAAUGGACAGAUCCGACGUUUCCAGAUUCGCUUCUCCAAAAACGAAGACUAUUAUGAAGCUAUGAAAAUGCUUUCGCGGGCUAAUGUGCCUACUGUCGAAGCCGGUACCUUUCCAGAUCAUAAGCCACAAGCAGCCCCAAGACCAGCUGCACCCAGCCUAGUAGCACCCAGUGACUCUGCCUCCCAGGUUGGAUUGUCAAUAAUGGGGCCGAGGAACUACGAUGACAUGUCCGCACUCUCGCUGUCUCGACCGGCAGCAGCUGCUCAAUCUGCAAUGCCUCCGCCACAGAUGUUUCUAGCACCUGCACAACCAGCACAAUGUCCUUCGCGUGUACGGCCACUAGCUGAUGGGGACUCGCGUUCAGCUUAUGUGUCAGACCUCGGACCUAGAUAUCCCAAAUCUAACAUUUCACUCAGUACCGCCACGACUCUUGUUCCUGAGAAACAGCAGCCGAGAUUCCGUGCCACACAACCCCGACCAAGGCCCGAGGAUGGUGUUGACGUCCACAGCCGGCAAUCGACCAGAGUGUGUCAGCAACACCUCGGGUUUCAAGCGCCUCGGGGCGAAACAGGCCUAGGACUUCGUGGAGGGCAAUUGGUACCGCAGACAACAAUAGCUGAAGUCAAUGAUCAGAGCUGCUCCAUGCCUUCAGGUGGGGAUGCCGAUUCUGCUAGCGAAAAAGGGAGAAAGUAUCGACAGCCUACGAGUGUGGAAGCGAACAACUCAGAACCUACAACCACCGCAACCGCAAAGGGUAGGGGAAAGCGAGGUGUUGCGAACAAGGCAGCAAAGACUCCAGCAGUCAAAAGGCCACGAACUGCCGCAACACGUAAGAAGACCGCCACAAAGAAAUCUCAAGAAGACAAGCGAGUGCCAACCGUGGAUGAAUUGCUUCAACAACCGGGAUACAGUUUGCUCCCAGACGGCGCGAUCACUAAGCCCCGAAGCUUUUCGCGUGCACAAAAUAACCUAGCGGAAUCCGACCAGACAAAGGGCCUGGAGAUUGCCGAAACAGAGUACGAUGUGGACCAGCCUCCAGCCCAGGGUAGCGCUUGCCUCGGGGGUACAGCAACUAGGCACAUAACUCGCUCUGCAUCUCGAGUUCUCUCAAGUGUUCCAAUACAACGCGCCGCAGGGGACGACAGACAUGUCUACAAGACUGCACCUCCGCCGUGCACGCCGGCAGACCAGACCAUUACCAACGCUCUAACUCCAGCAUCGCCAGUAGCUCAGGCGCAUACUACUGCCGCCCUUGCUCAACCUAUGUGUCUUUCGCACUCAGGAGAGCCAGAAGCUACGCCAGAUUCGCAAGCACAAACUCCACCGCUUCCUGUAACCGACGACGUCCUCCUUGGCCUUGCUCAAAAGUGCCUUUCUGCAGACCCGGCCUUCGACCUCUGCUCCGCCCGCUCCCGCCUCGAGGCCUGGCUCAGCCUACCCGAGCCAACACAAGCGACGGCACUGAGGACCUAUUUCUGUGAGUUAAUUAUGACGGAUGGGUUCAGCCAAUUGUGCAGGAGCGUCGACCUGUUUUGGGAGGGCGCCAUUUUAGAGGGGAGGAUGAUGACGAUGACAACGGCAGCGACGGAACUCAGUGCAGGGAUCGAAGCAGACCAAGAAGAUGUUUAA